AUGGCAGGUGCGGCUGGAAAGAAGCAGAAGAGAGAGGAGUACCGCGCCGCUCAGCGGGAUGAGGGCGGCACGGAGCUUCCCAAGAAGAAAUUCUACAGGCAGAGGGCGCAUGCCAAUCCGUUCUCAGACCAUCAAUUGACAUACCCAGUUAGCCCAGCAGCAAUGGACUGGUCGUCCUACUACCCCGCAUAUGUUGCGCCGUUACCAGCGAAAGACGAGGAUAAUGAGACCAUGGAGGGCAGAGAAGCAAGCGCCAAACCAAGGCCGUUGACAAAAGACGUAGAGAUUGCCGAUAUUGGCUGCGGCUUUGGUGGUUUAACGGUGGCGCUCGCUCCUCACUUCCCAGACCAGCUCAUAUUGGGCCUGGAAAUCCGAACACAAGUAACAGAAUAUGUACAUGAGCGCAUCAAGGCCCUGCGUGCGCAACACCCAGAUAGCAACGCCUAUCAAAACGCAUCCUGCCUCCGAGCAAACACGAUGAAGUUCCUCCCCAACUUCUUCAAGAAGGGACAGCUCUCGAAGAUCUUCCUCUGCUUCCCAGACCCCCAUUUCAAGACCAGGAAACACAAGGCGCGGAUUGUGUCACUCUCAUUAAAUUCGGAGUACGCAUAUUCUGUGCGACCAGGGGGGGUCAUCUACACUAUCACGGAUGUGGAGGACCUGCACAAGUGGAUGGUGCAGCACUUUGAUGCGCAUCCGUCAUUCGAAAGGUUGACCGAUGAGGAACAGGAGGCGGAUAAGUGUGUACAUAUUAUGAGAACUGAGACGGAGGAGGGGAAGAAGGUGGAGCGUAACAAGGGCAUGAAGUUUGUUGCUUGCUAUCGCCGGAGAGAGGAACCACCGUGGCCUUCAGAGGCGGGGCGGCCGCUGAGGCUGCUUAAGUCAUAA
Pseudogymnoascus destructans is the source of this 888-nucleotide messenger RNA. It is a transcript of the gene TRM8, whose product is annotated as tRNA (guanine-N(7)-)-methyltransferase (tRNA(m7G46)-methyltransferase). Bases 1 to 888 code for a protein of 295 amino acids. Gene Ontology annotation, cellular component: tRNA methyltransferase complex. Lineage: Eukaryota; Fungi; Ascomycota; Leotiomycetes; Thelebolales; Thelebolaceae. The transcript is spliced from 3 exons. The record is from RefSeq and is a predicted model, not a curated record. Gene Ontology annotation, molecular function: tRNA (guanine(46)-N7)-methyltransferase activity. Gene Ontology annotation, biological process: tRNA methylation; RNA (guanine-N7)-methylation.